Messenger RNA from Myripristis murdjan (pinecone soldierfish), 2401 nucleotides. RefSeq names its product solute carrier family 16 member 5a (gene slc16a5a). The transcript is spliced from 5 exons. Gene Ontology annotation, molecular function: monocarboxylic acid transmembrane transporter activity. Gene Ontology annotation, biological process: transmembrane transport; monocarboxylic acid transport. NCBI's taxonomy places the organism in Eukaryota, Metazoa, Chordata, Actinopteri, Holocentriformes, Holocentridae. The record is from RefSeq and is a predicted model, not a curated record. Gene Ontology annotation, cellular component: basolateral plasma membrane. Bases 203 to 1828 code for a protein of 541 amino acids.
CGUGAGCACAACCAGACAUGGCUGGGAAUCCCAGCUGCCUGUUUGGGAGACAUCGGGGAAAGACACGCCUGGGAGGGAUCCACGCACAUUAUAAUUAACAGGAGUCAACGCCGAGGAGGGCUUACAGUGACAUGGGUGAUAUCAGAAGCUGUGCAUCCUGGAGAGAUAACACAGGAGCAUUGCCUGAGCCGCUCAGCAGAAAAUGACCCAGAGGAAUGGAAACAGAGGGGCAAGUGAUUGCUGCCUCCGCAUGGAGACCACCAAGGCACCAAAGGGGGAAAACGGUGUGGAUCAUGAGAAACUCGGGGAGGCCGUGGACUAUGACUGUGAAGAGGGGGGAAAGGGCCAUGACCCCCGAGACGCCAUGCCAGCGCCAGGGGCAGUCACAGCCCCGGAUGGGGGUUGGGGCUGGGUGGUGCUGGUUGCCACCAUCAUGGUCCUGGCUUUGACCCUCGCUUUCCCCUCCUGCAUAGGAAUCUUCUACACAGACUUGCAGAAUGAGUUUCAUGCCAGCAACAGCGAGACCUCCUGGGUGCCUUCUAUCAUGACGUCAGUGCUUCACGCUGGAGGUCCCCUUUGCAGUGUGUUGGUGGAGAGAUUUGGUUGCCGAGCGACGGUCAUGUUGGGCGGAGUCCUGAGUGGAGCCGGAAUGGCUGCUAGUUCGUUCACCCAAUCCAUCGCCCAACUCUACAUCACAGCUGGCAUUAUUACAGGGCUGGGCUUCUGCUUUAGCUUCCAACCAGCAGUGACAAUACUUGGACACUACUUUGUGCGUCGACGUACAUUUGCCAACGCCAUGUCCUCCACAGGCACCGCCCUGGGCCUGUGCACCCUGCCUUUCCUGGGUAACUACCUCCACACAGAGCUGGGUUGGCGGGGAAGCUUUCUAGUUUUAGGAGCCAUCCUCCUCAACUGCUGCGUGUGCGGCGCGGUCAUGAGGCCGCUCGCAUCCCAGAAGCGUCGAGGCGAGCCUCUGAUGAACCAUGAACCCCCCAAGCUGCAGGAGGAGGACAAUGGGAGGAAGCUGAAGGGGAGGAUCAGGACAUUGUGGAGGUGCCUGGUGGCUGCCCUGAGCAAACAUAUGGCUUUUGACCAGUUCUGUAAGAACUCACGUUACCGAGUGUAUGCUCUAAGCAUCGCCUGGAUGAUGCUUGGGUUCGUGGUGCCUUUGGUGUAUCUGGUGCCCUACGCCACAGCCCACAACAUGGAGCAGGGCCAGGCUGCGAUGCUGCUCUCCAUCCUGGGCAUCGUCAACAUCGUGGUGCGGCCACCUGUCGGCAUCCUCUUCAACUUGCCCUGGUUCAAAGGCCGACAUGUUUAUGUGUUCGCUGGAGCUCUCCUGGUCAACGGGCUUAGUAAUAGUAUCUGCUGCAUCGGGCCCAGCUUCCCUGUAUUGCUGUGCUACGUGGUGACUUACGGGCUGUCCAUGAGUGUGGUGGGGUCUCUGAUGUUCACUGUCUUCAUGGAUACUGUGGAGAUGAGCCGCUUCCCCUCAGCUCUGGGCCUGCUCGCCAUCAUGGAGAGCGUCACGCUGCUCAUUGGGCCUCCACUGGCAGGAGUCCUGAUUGACAGAACAGGCCAGUACUUCCAUGUAUUCUUGGCCUGCAGUGUCGUCGUUGUCUCUUCUGCCCUGUUCCUCAUGGUGUCCUUUUACUGGCUGGGCAAAAGGGACAAGAGGGCGGCAAAGCAGGCUCAGUUGUCCACUUUGACUGACCCAACGAGACCUGCUGUGGACGCAGGCCCACGGUGUGAGUACAGCAGUGUGCCAACAGAGGGAGACAAAGACAAGAGCUCAGACUGUGGGGCUGAGUACAUCACCAGCCUCUGAGCCUCUGGCUGCUGUACGGCGCCGUCGACACACAUCGCACUCGGCUCAAACAGUUUCUGCGGACAAUUCCUAACAUUUGUGUUAACUUGCUCGGUGCAUUGGACAGGUGGCAGAGUUAAUACAAUCGUAGGCAAGAAUUCAAUUCAAUUUUUUUCACAUCAAAGCUGCACAACUUUCUGAACUGUCACAUCUGCCUCACCAAACAGGUUAAAACAAAUGUGUGGAGCUAAUUUGGUGCCAAAACCUAACAAACAAAACAUGUUUUACAAAUGCCCUACAAUUCAUGCACAAUACAUACACAAUGUGCCUAUCAAAGAAAUACAGCACAGAUUUUUAAUAUAACACAAAUACAGCAUGCAUACGAGCCAUAAGCAACAGCAGGUGGUGCUCUUGGUCGAUUUAAAAGGCCCAAAUGGCUGUGCAGGGAGGUCAAUCAGACCAGAGCAGCUAUACAGGGUGUCCAUAAAGUCUCUUUACAAUUUAACAAAUUUAUCACAAAAGCAAAUGAAUAGAAAAAUCUGUGGAAAUUAUUACAAAAUGAGGAGUAGAUAUUGAAGUUUUUUUUGCCUCAUU